Molecule: messenger RNA, 342 nt
Organism: Linnemannia hyalina
Lineage: Eukaryota; Fungi; Mortierellomycota; Mortierellomycetes; Mortierellales; Mortierellaceae
Source: the annotation of a GenBank genome assembly
AUGCAUACCAAGGACAUCAACAUUGUUGACAAUGUCCCUACUGAAGUCAUCCUCAAGUUCGCUCCUUACCUCGACAGAUCCACCCUCUUCAAAGCACUCCGCGUCUACCACCCGGACCCGUCCCUAUUUGAUUCGAUCCGCAAUCUCCUGCACCUCAAGAAUCUCGACAUUGAUCUCCCUGCUCAGCCCACCCAAGCCCUUCUCCAAACCUUGUUCCCUCUCUUUGCACGUCUCGAUGAACCCAUCCUCGACAGAUACUGGUACUCGAACAUCUAUGAGAAGGACAAGUCAGCAUUCACCCUGUUUCAUACCAACGAGAAGCAGCAAUGGAAGAUCAAGUAG